Molecule: messenger RNA, 624 nt
Organism: Columba livia (rock pigeon)
Lineage: Eukaryota; Metazoa; Chordata; Aves; Columbiformes; Columbidae
Product: olfactory receptor 14J1-like
Exons: 2
Biological process (GO): G protein-coupled receptor signaling pathway
Cellular component (GO): membrane
Molecular function (GO): olfactory receptor activity; odorant binding
Source: RefSeq, a predicted model, not a curated record
CUGCACUACGGGACCCUCCUGGGCAGCAGAGCUUGUGUCCACAUGGCAGCAGCUGCCUGGGCCACUGGGUUUCUCAAUGCUCUGCUGCACACGGCCAAUACAUUUUCACUGCCCCUGUGCAAGGGCAAUGCCCUGGGCCAGUUCUUCUGUGAAAUCCCCCAGAUCCUCAAGCUCUCCUGCUCACUCUCCUACCUCAGGGAACUUGGGCUUGUUGUGGUCAGUGUCUGUUUAGGAUUUGUGUGUUUUGUGUUCAUUGUGGUGUCCUAUGUGCAGAUCUUGAGGGCCGUGCUGAGGAUCCCCUCUGAGCAGGGACGGCACAAAGCCUUUUCCACCUGCCUCCCUCACCUGGCCGUGGUCUCUCUGUUCCUCAGCACUGCCAUGUUUGCCUACCUGAAGCCCCCCUCCAUUUCUUCCCCAUCCCUGGACCUGGUGGUGUCUGUUCUGUACUCAGUGGUGCCUCCAGGUCACAGACAUGGUGUUCCUUGGUGUCCUAGUAGCCAGAUCAGUGAUCUCUGGGCUGGAGAAUUGGAAGCUGGGUGGGAAGUUGGCUGGACAAUCAAGCCAAAUGUCAUCAGCGGUACAAAGCCCUCCGUGCAGCCAGUUACUAGUAGCAUCCCUCAGUGA